Messenger RNA from Oncorhynchus tshawytscha (Chinook salmon), 1500 nucleotides. RefSeq lists its product as uncharacterized. Lineage: Eukaryota; Metazoa; Chordata; Actinopteri; Salmoniformes; Salmonidae. The record is from RefSeq and is a predicted model, not a curated record. Gene Ontology annotation, biological process: regulation of neuroinflammatory response. Bases 258 to 920 code for a protein of 220 amino acids. Gene Ontology annotation, molecular function: signaling receptor activity. The transcript is spliced from 5 exons.
CUAGGUUGCACUAGCAGAGGUGCCAUUGUUUCUGCAUAGGUGUAACACGAAUACAAGCUAGACGACAGCAGAACUUCCUACACUCAGCUCUCAAGGCCCAUUACAACCAAGUCAACCCAGACAAAUGAGCUUCACUUUGGUUUGAUUUAGUUUUAUUUUGUUCCUCUACUGAGUAAAUAACGUUGCAUUGGCGUCACAUCUGUAGUCGGUCUCAGCAGGCAGUGUUGGGUCAACGUUUGGUUCUGCAGUUGGUCAGUAUGUGUGGAGGUGUAUCCAGACUUGCUCUGCUUCUGGUGCUGUGGGGUCUAUGCACAGCUAAUGACGUGACUCAAGAGAAAACAUUGGAGACCGGAGGAGCAGAUUCCACUCUUCUCUGCCCAAACCAAACACUCACUGACAUCCUUACUGUAGUAUGUCACAAAAAUAGAGUUAUAAGUGGAGGUCAUGAGUGUAGAGUAUCACAAGACUUUGAAACAAAUCAUACCAACAGCACUUGUGACCCAAGAGUCACACUGCAGACAGAGAAUGACAGUGUGUUUCUACACAUCACCAACACACAACCAUCUGACGAAGGGAACUACACCUGUGAUUGUACACAUGAUGAAGGCAAUUCUGAUAUAAACAUACAUAUUUCUGUCAAUGGGACCCAAGUGCAACAGGCCACAGACAACCGUCUCUUCUAUUGGGGGAUGAUAUCAGGCGUUGCAGCAUGUGUAGCUGUCCUGGUGUUUGGUGGCGUAAUCAUGAGGAAAAUUCAUCUCAGGAGAACACAGCUACAAGUGUCUGGAACCGUCAACGAGGUGCCACAACACUGCUUGCUGUUACCUGAGGAGCCACAGGACAAUGAGCCCUACAACACGUUCACAAGGAGAGACAAUGGGAUUUACUCAACUCUGCAGCUGCCGCAUCCUAACCCCUAACCUCUGGCACCGUUGACCAAUGACGACAUGGCAUUAAGACACCUUCUCGUAACAUACAGCUAGCUAUACAGCUAUAUGGUAGAGUGGUAGAUAUGCAUUUACUUUGAAUAUUUUGAUGAGUGAAAAUGCAUUUUCCCUUGUCUGACUUGCCAUAUAUCAUCCUCUCCUUUACUGUAGAUGUUCUGUGGUUGUUGUAAAUAUCAACACAUACUGUCUGCGGGCUGCACAUCUGUUAUGGAAAUACAAGUGUUACAUGUCUAAAAAAGUAUAGCUGUUGUGUUUGUGGAUAGAACAAAGUAUGUUUCUGUGGAGAUCACCUGAUCCCAAAGUCAUUAUCUUUUCCACCAGGUGUCAGUGUACUGUUGUAAAAUACUAACAUUGUCCUGUCAUAAACAUGAAUGGAGAAAUCAGUAAAAGUCCCAACUGACACUGUAUUCAAACUGUAACUUUAAAAUACAGAAUAUUAAUGUAGACCUGUUUUGUAGUUCUGUUUCCUAUAUAGGCCUGGCUACAUGAAUUAGUCUACAUGUUUAAGUGCAUAUGUUAAUAAAAAAACACACACACAACAACUAGUAACGAG